CAUCCCAGCCGGGACUCAAGGGCUGCCUCUGUGCCUAAUCGCGUGGGGUCUUCGGCAGCCCAUGCCCAUUUUGACGUGGAAGAUGGCGGGGUUGUGUUGGUUUCUCCUUUACAGGGCUCAUAGCCAAGGGUCUCAGUCUGGCUUUUGCAUCUUACUCCAAACCUCCAGACCCAGAAGAGGGCAGCCAUGUUUAGACACUGCAGUUGCCAACUGGAAGGCCUAGAAUCUGACUCAGGCCUAAGCCUUCUUUGGGCAGGAGGGAGUGUCUGGGGACGGAUGCUGAGCUUGGUCUUGCUGGGUGGAGGCUUCUAUGGCGGGCGAUCACGCCUUCUCUUGACCCUGGUGGCCUGGCUGCUGUGCAAACCCUUUAUGUCCCCACUCCAUCUCAAGGGACUGACACUUCCUUACACGGAGGCCAGAGUAAUUUCAAAACCUUUCUCCGACUUAAACGUCAGGCCGGGACAGAGAGCUGCAUUUGUCCUCCGCCCCUUCUUGGUCCCUGAAGGCACGGGGCAGGGGAAUGAGUCUCUGGUCUGCUUUUCAGACCACCCUUGGCCAGCUUCAGGCAGGCCUGGCCGUGUGGGGUCUUCGGGGUAACCUGCCUAUCCUUGCGUCCACCUUUCUAUGGUCAGAAUUGCCGGCUGCUGGCCAACAUCGCCCUCCGUUCUAGAAUCAAAGCUUCUCGGGAGCUUCAGUAAACACAUGGGCGUUGUGAGGAGGCUUGGGACAGGGAGCGCUCCAGAGGAUGGGGUGCUGCAGGGACUCAUGAGUUUUCUCUCUGUGCCCUCCCACCCUCAGCCCAGUCAGCCCAGUGAGUCAGGUUUCUGCGCUGUCCCAUCGGCUACUUUCAUUUCCCUUAGGUCAGGGUGGAGGCUGGCGCGGAAAGAGGAACUGAGCCACUGUCUUCUUAACUUGGGGGCAGGGCUGGAGCCUGUGACCGAAGCUGGCAUCACUGUUCAUGGGUCACUGACAUCAGACUGUGGAGGGACACUGGGCUAGCCUGGAUGUGGCACGCAAUACCCACAACUCAAAAGAUAGAUGCUGUAUGGGAUUGCAGGGAAACUGAGGCUCCUUGCGGAAGAUCCCAGAUGGGCCUGGCGAUUUUGUUCCCUUCGCCUGCUGAAUGAGACACUGCUUUCUAAGGCACUGUGGCACUGUCACCUCCCCCUUUUCUGUCUCUGACUUCCCCAGGCCAAGAGUUCAAGAUCAAGAGCAUGGGCAAGGGAGGGACAGAACUUCCCAGGAGUGAAGAUGCUGAGGUGUGGCUCUCCUGGUCCCUGGGGGGCUGUUGGCCACCAGCCAUCGAAGGCAGGAGGAGAAGAAAGCCAGGCAUAGGGCUCAGAAGGCUGCGGCUGCGAGCAGGACAGAAAUGACCUCCGGGAACCACUCCGAGAACAAAGGCUUUAGAGGCCCUGGGGAGUGGUGGUGGGGUCCCAGGAUAGCUGUACAUGAUUGGUUGGAACUAGACACUUCAAGGAUGCUUGAUUUGCAUUAGGCAGCACGGUCCUAUCAUAUGAACGGGAACCUAAUUAUCCUAUAGGUGCAGAGAGGGGAGAGCUAGCAGAGAGCUGUGCCAAAGACCAUCUAUCAGAUGUGGUUAGGGGCAUCCAUGCUUAAAGACACUCUCCAGAUGAGGUCAGGAGAGAGCAGGAGGCCUGCUGAGGAGAGGGGACUCCCUCAGACAGCAGGGUCCUUCCAGUAUCCCACCUGUGUCAUCCUAAGCUUUGAGAAAUCUGUCAUCUAUAGCCAUGUCUAGGGUCUGGUAACUUACCAUGGCCUGAUUGGUGGUGACUCUAGCAGUGGUGGUAAUCUGUCACCGGAGAAACUGUAUGACACAAGAGGCAAGCAUCCAGUAAAACGAACGUGACCAGAGGGCUAGGAGCUAGGAAAACAAGGGAUUUUGAAUCAUCUCGGUAGCAAGUAUGUACAGAGCUUUUUGAGGGCAUUAACAUUGGUCCUAACAUUUGAUACAUUUACAUAAAACUAACAUUCUUUCCCCAGUACCAAGCAAGUCCCUGUGGUUAGCAGUAAUUAAGGCCUGUGUUCUUUUGUUUUGGAGCAUAACCCCAGUAAGAGAGUUGAUUAGUCGCUGGAGGGAUUCGGGGCUCAUUCCUAGAUGGCAUCGCCUGGUUGUUUGUUCCGGAGGUCUCUGGUCUGGUGUGUAUGGAGGAUGGCAGCUGUCCUGGCUGUGGUCCUGGCAGGGGGGAAUGAAUACCUCUGUCUGGCUUGUGGGAGUUUCCUCUUCCUCCUAAAGACAGACCUGUGAAAUGGUCACAGGCGGGUGCACCCUGGCAGGUGGUGUCUCUGCGAGAGGUUAUUUUCUCUCUACACCAGAGGAAGAAAAGGAGGUAAUUAGUACAGGUUAAGCUGGUAACGGUCUGGUUGACAGCACAUCCGUUGGCUUAGGCCUAGAAGAGAGUUAGGGGGUAGGAUAGACAUUUGACUGAGGGGCGGAAUGGCUGGCAGGUGGAGACCGGUGAAGGAUUCUGUGGCCCCGGGGUACAGAGGGUGGUGCUAAGCAGCACCACUGUCAGCAAAGGUCUAGAUGCACAGAGGAAGCCGAGGCCUCAGGUGGUGGCAAAGAAAGAAAGGCAGCAUUUUCCCAGAGGAUUUGUGGGCAGUGUGGGGAACAGGGGCAGGUGCUAGGGGUGUCUCUUUCCUGGUCCAGCAUCCUUUGUCAUUUGUCCCACCUGCUUGGAGUGUCUGAGGAAUGACACACGCGUUAGUUAUGUGACCUGUGUAAGAGGAUUCUCUGUAUGUCUUGGUAACCUUAGAAAUUGACUGCACAAGGCAGGGAAGCUUAGAGAUUCGGUCCUUGAUGCUAACUUUGCUUUCAUGAAGGAAUACAUCAGUUUGGAGAUUGUUAACUAGCAGGAUGUUCUUGGUGGCUUUUUGUUUUUCCUGUAAGGCAGCACCAUGAUGAGUUAGCAUAGGCUUAGCUCCUGGCACGAGCUGUGGAGAGAUACAGAGGCCUUGGUGAUAAGAACAGCCUUAGAAUGGCAGAGAAGGCUGGUCACGUGGCUUAGAAGAGUCUGAACUGUACGGUAUUAAGGCGUCUCUCCUUUUCCCACUGUGAUACAGUUAAAUUUUAUUAGUUAUUUUUACCCCUGUUCUUUCACAGAAAGUGUAGCUUGUGAAGGAGUUAACUCAUUUUUGUUUGUUUUAAGGUUGUUGAUCAUCAAUUAUAGUAGCUUUUAUAAGAUUAGGGUUUUGGGUUUUACCCCUGUUAGGUUCGAGGGCAGCUGAGUCAGUUUUUAGGCAAUGUCUAGAGACUGCUCUCCAUAUUUAAAGCGUUUGGAAUUGGGCUGUGUUGCAGCUGCAAAGGUCUGGGCCAGAGAGGAGGCCUGGUAAGAGGCAGUCCCAAUAUCAUGGGUAGCUACAACCCACUUGUCAUAAUGUUCAUGUUUUAGUCCCCAGCAUGCCUGCCUGUGUUCCGGGGUCAUCCUAUUCCAGAUAGGAUUGUUUCAGAGCAUUGCUUCAGAGCAGGGUCUGUUAUCUUUCUGUCUAGACUGGCUUGUAUCCUUAGUAUAAAAUCCUGGAGGGUCUUCAUUGGGUUUUUGUUUUAGGAGGGCCAGUGGAGAGGCCUGUCCAGGUCCUGUGGAUGAGGGAGUUAGAGCGUCCCAGUCCUGGAGAGCAAAAAGCGGAUCUGUUCCAGUGACUCUCAGAUAAAAGAGCUGCCAGUCCCUGUGACUACGAAGCUGUCCUAGGCUGUGGGGGGUGAAGUAGGCGGCUGUGCCAGAGGCAGCUGCAGCAGCAGGGUGGCGAAGGGCUUAUCCGAGGGCUUUUGGGAGCCUUGGCCUUGCUUCUCCGUUUUUUGCCCUCUGUGGCCAGUGGGGAGCCAGCGUCUUUGUUCUCUAUAGCCAGUAAAGGCUUGUAAGUGGGGGAGACGGGCCUGAGAGAGGAGGGGUGAUGUGGGCUGCGGAGUAACUUUGUCUAAUUAAGUCAGUUGUUUCUUCUAAAGCAGCUAAAUCAGCUACUGGACAGUUCUCAGGGUCUUCCUCCUCAUUUGAGUCCCGUCCUUCCUCUUCCUUGCUUUUCCUCCGAUGGGUCAUUUUGAGGCUCAGGGUUUUUUUCUCAUGCACUGCCUAAUAGCAGCCUCACUGGAGGAAAGAAGAGAGGCGAAGGCUGGCCUUCCUGGGCUUCUCUUUUACCAGGCAGAUAAGCGACACAGGUCCAAACAUUUGGGUCCGAGAUAUCUGCUGACAAGACUCACUCAGAUAAUGAGGUGUGAAUUGGAGCACCUCAUUCUAGAAUUCUAAGCCUUCCUCUUGGGAGAUUUUAAGCCCUCUAGAUUUAAAUCAAGCUCUGAGGGAACGAAUUUGGAGAACUCUCUGAUAUGAUACUGAGCUUCCCAUAAUUAGGAAAGAAAGAGAGCGCCGUUAGAAACUUGAAGUUUCCAAGGCAAGUUUAACUUUCCUGGGGCAAUCCACUCGGGGGAGUGAGAAGCCCCAGUGAGCACAAGCCUGUAAAGUGAAGAAAGCACCUGUCCUCAGGACUGGAAGGUCAAGCAAAGGGUUUCCCUGCCGCGGGGGUGGGGGUGGGGUGCACAAUAUGGCCAGUCCUCAGGAUGGGAAGGUCAGGUUUUAGGGGGUGUUCACCGUCCUGGUGCAGUCAGGAGCCCCAUGUUGGGCGCCAGCUGUGGCUCUCCUGUCCCUGGAGGAGAAGGUGAGGUACAAAGCUCUGAAGGCCACAAACACAACAGAACAGCCUUUGGGAACCACUUCAGGGAGUUCGACUUUAUUGGGGGAGAACAAAGGCUUUAGGGUCCCUGGGGAGUGGUGGUGGGCUCCCAGGAUAGCUGUACAUGAUUGGUUGGAACUAGACACUUCAAGGAUGCUUGAUUUGCAUUAGGCAGCAUGGUCCUAUCAUGAACAGGAACCUAAUUAUCCUAUAGGUGCAGAGAGGGGAGAGCUAGCAGAGAGCUGUGCCAAAGACCAUCUAUCAGAUGUGGAUAGGGGCAUCUAUGCUUAAAGACACUCUCCAGAUGAGGUCAGGGGAGAGCAGGAGGCCCUGCUGGGGAGAGGGGCCUGCAACCUCAAACCGCAGGGCCUCCAACAGGGAAGAGGCAGCUCUAGGCUGCUCUUAGUUUCAUGUUCUGUCAAGAGGAGAGUGAGCAGGUAGAGAGGAGGGUGCCAGAGCUUCAUGGGUCCUGUGGACCUAUGUAGAGAAAUGUUAAUUAAGAACAUGACUGUUCUGGCAGGAGAUCACAUCCAAAGACCUUCUAGGUCUGUGUGAUCCGGCUGGAAUACAAACACACAUUUUAUCCAGGAGACAGAGGCAAGCAGAUCUGAGUUCAAGGUCAGCCUGGUAUAGAGCAAGUUUCAGGUAAAGAAACGCUUAGAUCCAGGUGUGGUGGUACAUGCCUUUAAUCCCAAACACUGAAGGUAAAGAUAGUUUGUAGAAGGAAGCACCCAUGUUUGAAAGUGAUGUCUGAUUGAGUGGCAGAAAUGGUGACUAAUCAGAGAAAGAUUUGACAGGGUAGGAUACGCCCAGCUCUCGGGAGGAGAGAGAGGAAAGGGAAGCUACUUAAGGGGCAAUGCAGAGAGAGAGAGAGAGAGAGAGGACAGUUUUACCAGGACAAUAAUAGAGAGAUGAGUUGCAGAGAGAGAAUUCAGGUGAAGACUGAAGGAGCCAGAGAAUGAGAAGGAUCCAGGAGAUUAGAGCAGAUUGCAGGUGUUAGUCUGAGGCCAAGCAGAGCAAUUCAGGGGCUGAGAGAAAAGCCAGAUUGAAAAAGUCAUCUGGGAGAGGAGAUUGAGCCAGAACAGCUGAGCUGAACCAGCCGGCCCAGAGCUCUUUCAGCAGUGAGUCUCAGAGGCUGAAGACAUUGUAGGGCUGGGUUAGAUGGUACAGAGGCCAGAAGCUUCCGGGACUAGGCCUAGGCUAGCAGAAGGAGGAAGUAAGUCUCCAGACAAUAAUUGAAACAGGAGAGUAAAAGUUAUUUUUACAGAACUAACUGGAGUGAGUGUGGCUCACUCAGAGAGUGGCUGAGGGGCUUACCUCCUCCACUGGGAAGCUGUUGGCCUGCAUUUCCUGCCACUGUGGGUGUGGCACACACAGGUCAGCAGCAGCACAGGCUUCCUAAGCUCUGAAUGGAUUUGAGAGGAGGAGCAGGAACCAAAAUCGAGGACAUUGAUGGCUUCAGGGUGGUCCAUCUGAGCUGCGUACCUGGUGUCAUUUGAGUGGAUUGCUGGGAUUUCUAUCAAGAGGUCAAGGGGAAGAAAGCUUCACCAGCGGGAGAGCUGAGGAGAAACAGAGCGACACAUGGUCUCAGCCACAAAGUGGCAGAAGAGCCUGGGUGUUGGGUGUGCGCUCACCCCAACCCCACUCACGUGCUGCUCCUGUCUAAGAGCCCUUUGCCAUGAACCAGCCGGCCCCAGCGAUGCCCGCCCCACCCCGGCGCGUGAGGCUGAAGCCCUGGUUGGUGGCCCAGGUGAACAGCUGCCAGUACCCGGGGCUCCAGUGGGUCAACGGGGAAAGGAGGCUCUUCUACAUACCCUGGCGCCACGCCACACGGCACGGCCCUGGCCAGGACGGAGACAACACCAUCUUCAAGGCCUGGGCUAAAGAGACGGGCAAGUACACGGAGGGGGUGGACGAGGCCGACCCAGCCAAGUGGAAGGCCAACCUGCGCUGCGCCCUUAACAAAAGCCGCGACUUCCGCCUGUUCUACGACGGCCCCCGAGACAUGCCGCCGCAGCCCUACAAGAUCUACGAGGUCUGCUCCAGUGGGCCUGCCCCCUCAGAGUCCCAGCCCACUGAUGAAUGCAUUCUGGGAGAAGAGGAAGAGGAGGAAGAGGAAGAGCUCCAGAGAAUGUUACCAGGCCUGAGCAUCACAGAACCUGUGCUGCCCGGACCUCCCCUAGCACCCUAUUCCUUGCCCGAGGAAGACAUCAAGUGGCCACCUGCUCUCCAGCCGUCGGUAGGGCUGGGCCCCCCUGCCCCAGAUCCCAAUCUCGUGGUCCCUCCCUGUGGAAAUCCUGCUGGCUUCAGGCAGCUUCUUCCUGCCGACCUGGAGCCUGGACCUCUGGCCCCCAGCCUGGCCCCCACAGAACAACUCCUGCCUGACCUGCUGACCAGUCCGCACAUGCUGCCUUUGACUGACUUAGAGAUCAAGUUCCAGUACCGGGGGCGCCCGCCCCGUGCUCUCACCAUCAGCAACCCUCAAGGCUGUAGGCUCUUCUACAGCCAGCUGGAGGCUACCCAGGAGCAGGUGGAGCUCUUCGGGCCCGUGAGCCUGGAGCAGGUGCGCUUCCCUAGUCCAGAGGAGAUCCCCAGCGAGAAGCAGCGCUUCUAUACAAACCAGCUGCUGGACGUCCUGGACCGUGGGCUCAUCCUCCAGCUGCAGGGCCAGGACCUGUACGCCAUCCGUCUGUGCCAGUGUAAGGUGUUCUGGAGUGGGCCCUGCGCCGUAACCAAUGGCUCAUGCCCCAACCCCAUCCAGAGGGAAGUCAAGACCAAGCUCUUUAGCCUAGAGCAGUUUCUCAAUGAACUCAUCCUGUUCCAGAAGGGCCAGACCAACAGCCCGCCUCCUUUUGAGAUCUUCUUUUGCUUUGGAGAGGAGUGGCCUGACCUCAAGCCCCGAGAGAAGAAGCUUAUCACCGUGCAGGUGGUACCUGUCGCAGCCCGGUUGCUGCUGGAGAUGUUCGCAGGGGAGCUUUCUUGGUCUGCAGACAGCAUCCGCCUGCAGAUCUCGAACCCGGAUCUCAAGGACCACAUGGUGCAGCAGUUCAAGGAGCUGCAUCACAUCUGGCAGUCCCAGCAGCGGCUGCAGCCCAUGGCCCAGGUCCCUCCUGUGGCAGGCCUUGAUGCUGGCCAGGGGCCCUGGCCCAUGCACCCAGCUGGCAUGCAGUAACAAGGUUACAGAUGGUGGCUGACUUGGCCUGCAGCAGCUCUGUUCACCGUUAUGGCUCUGUAGUGGCCCCGGCUGACCCCACUGGCUGCGGGGCUCAGAGUCUUCUGGAAGCAGUCAGGACAUAGGAGAGAGGCCUGAGGUCACGUUCUCCCCAACAUUCCUCACUUUGAGCAGUCUUCUGGUGAUUAAUCUGCCUGGUUCUCAAGAAAUGCAUCCAGAGGCCCAGUGGGAGGCAGGGACCACCACCACCUGGAACCUUCCAUCCAGUUUCCCCUUCCCCCCAGGGCCAACUUUUAUGGUUGCCCCAAUUCCUUUAGCAAAAAGCACCAGUGUUGUGGGCCUUUUGCAGAGACUGGGCCUGAGGUGGGGAGUCCCUGGUUUGAGUCUUUCUCAUUAUCGUCUAACAAGGCCGUCACCAGACACGUGGGGCUGGCAGCUGCCCCUUCAGAGGCUAAGAAGCUGGGGUAGAAAGCAGACUUUAAUAUAUUUUUGGAUUAAUAAAUGCUAAAGUUGACUGUU
Molecule: messenger RNA, 8371 nt
Organism: Meriones unguiculatus (Mongolian gerbil)
Lineage: Eukaryota; Metazoa; Chordata; Mammalia; Rodentia; Muridae
Gene: Irf5
Product: interferon regulatory factor 5
Exons: 9
Coding region: 6359-7852 (497 amino acids)
Biological process (GO): regulation of transcription by RNA polymerase II; immune system process
Cellular component (GO): nucleus
Molecular function (GO): DNA-binding transcription factor activity, RNA polymerase II-specific; protein binding; RNA polymerase II cis-regulatory region sequence-specific DNA binding
Source: RefSeq, a predicted model, not a curated record